AUGUCAAGCUUGGGUGAGAUCCUUGUGAAUGCUCAGUCAAACGACACAAACAUUCGACAGGCAGCUUUCGAAGCCCUGCAGCAAUUAAAGCAAACAAACCCCACACAAUAUAUCUUGAGCCUUUCCGCAGUUCUUGCCUCUCCGACUGAUCCAAAACCAUCAAGGCAGCUUGCAGGCCUUAAUAUUAAGAAUGUGCUAUCAAAUCUCAAUAACGAAGAUUUCUUACUCCUCACUAUUGAAAUAAAAAUCAUUGAAAGUUUGGAAAAAAUAGCCUAUCGUUGAUUGAUUUUCAUAUGACUAGCCUCAAACGACUACCUAUAUUUGAUAAUGAUAAAUCUUAGAGAAAUAAUCUUAUAAUCGCUUAAACGUAAUUUAAAUGCGAUUUUUAACAUAUUUGCUAAUAUAUUGUAAACUCUAAUUCUUAUAUAAAUAGAGCAUAAAAUUUUUAUAUGUGAAAAGUUUUAAUAAGAAAUUUUAUAUAUAAUUUUUAUGUAAUUUUUUUUCAACCUCAAUCCUUGAUGGAACACUAGCAGGUCGCUCGACUAAAGGUGAGAAAGUUAGCUGAUUUCUGGGAUAAGGUUGACCCAUCAUUGAAAACAACAGUCCGCAAUAACGUUCUGGGCACUCUUGCUAGUGAUGACAAAGAUAUCAGGUUGAGUGCUUCACAAGCUGUGGCGGCUGUCGCCAAAAUCGAUUUGGCCAAAGGAGAAUGGACUGAAAGCAUCCAUAUAUUGGUUUCGAACGCCAUUAAUCCGAAUGUAAGCUACAAGCUUGCUAGCUUAAUGACCUUAGGAUAUAUAUGUGAAGGCGUCACUGCUGAAAUAAUCAAGCCUGAACUUUCUAACCAAAUCUUCAGCGCUAUUGCAGCAAAUAUAACAGCCCAAGACACGACCAAUGAAAUUAAGCUUGUAGCGCUGACUGCUUUGUCUAAUUCUUUGCAAUUGGCGUCGAAUAUUAUGCAGGUUAAAGAGGAGCGAGAAUUUAUAUUAAACAUGCUAUAUCAAGUAGCGGUAUAUCAAGAUCUAGAGAUCAGAAAAGCUUGUUUCCAAAUAUUCUGUGAGCUGGUGGACCAUUAUUAUGACUUCCUUCCUGCUCAUCUAUCAGAAAUCGGGAACGUGACUUUGCAAGCUAUCAAGCAAGACCAAAUUGAAAUUGCCAUACUUGCUAUAGAAGUAUGGAACGAAAUUGGAGAUAUUGAAUGCAGCAGACAGGCAAAGCAAAAUCCUGCACUUUCAGUGAGAGGAUUCAUUAUGACUGCAGCUCCAAUCCUGAUCCCAAUUAUUCUUGAAAACAUCAUAAGAGGGGAUUUCGAAGAAGACGACUGGGACUUACACAAGUCAUGCGGAUUGCUUUUAUCAUUAGUAGCUCAGCUGACCAGCGAUAAGUUUAUUGAUGCUCCCAUACAAUUUAUUAAAGCAAAUGUCAACUCUUCAGACUGGAAAUGCAAGGCUAGUGCAUGCAUGGCUCUUGGGAUGAUUUUGGAAGGACCUUCAGCUAUCAAGCUUAAUGGAUUGAUUGUUGAAACUACUCCUCACGUAUUGAGGCUGAUGGGAGAUGAAAGUGUAGCUGUAAGAGAAUCUGCAGCUUGGGCACUGUCAAGGAUUUGUGACCUCCAAUUUAAAGUCGUUACCACUUCUUAUUUUGGGCAAAUUCUUAACGGAGCUGUUAAUUCACUAAAAGACUUGCCUAAGAUUGCCUGCAGCUGCUGUUGGACUCUUAUUCAUCUUAUAGAGCAUUCUGAAGAAAAGCAACUGUUUAAAGCUGAGAUAUUUGAGCCUCUUUUCCAAGCACUUCUUGAAUCAGCUGGCCGAACUGGAGUUGUUUCUUCUGAAAAUAAUCUGCAAGUGGCAUCAUUUUCAACAUUAUCUACACUAUUAGAAAGGUCAGCAAAUGACUGCAUUCCAAUUAUUGAAAGAAAACUCCCAGACUUAAUUAAUAUGCUAAAGCAUUGCUCAUAUUCUGAAGCCAACGAAAAUAUGCAAGCUUUGAUUGCAUCCAGUAUCUCCUCAGCUUUAAGCAGAGUAAGGCCAGAAUCUAUGACUGAAGAACUCUGCAAAAACUUCCUUGAAGCUCUUAUACAAUCUUUUACAGUCAGAAACUCUGUCUAUGAAGAAGGAAUCCAAGCAAUCGGAAAUUUUGCCCAGCUUUUAGAGUCAAGAUUUUCCGGCUAUUUGCAGAUUCUUGCCCCUUAUAUUGCUUAUGCUUUACAAAAGCAAGAUAUUGUAGGUCUAUGCAUGUCCGGAACAAUGGUUAUUGGUGACAUUGCUAGAGCUUUAGGUGAAAACUCCAAGCCUCUUAUCAAUGAUUUAGUCUUACCACUUGUGGGGAAUUUGCAAAACGAUCAAGCUUCUUCUUCAGUAAAGUUGAGAAGUAUAGAAUCCCUUGCUGAUAUAGCAUCUAACUCCAAAGAAGCGUUUGUCCCUUAUGUCCCUCAAGUUUUAGCUUUAAUUGAAGCUGCUGCAAAUGCAAGCUUGACCAUCAUAAAAGAAGAAAAUGACCCAGACAUGUACGAGUACCUUGCAAGCAUGAGAGACGCACUUUUACAGUUCUAUGAAGGCUUUAUUCAAGGACUUAUAGCGGGAGGUCAGCUUGAAGUGUUGAUUCCUUAUACCCCUAAUAUUGUCAGGUAUUCUUUGAUUGUGACUCAAGAUUCAUUUAAACCGAAUCCUGUAAGAUUAAUUUAGAGCAUGCAUAGAACGGCGAUUGGGAUUAUUGGAGAUAUUGCUGGAGCUUAUAAAGAUAGGGCAAGAGAUUUCGUGAAAAUACCUGAAGUUGUGAAUUAUGUCCAGAGAUUCAAACAGUCCAGCAAUUCUAGGGUAAGAGAAAUUUCACUCUGGGCAUUAAACUUGAUUAACUCUAUUUAG
Messenger RNA from Blepharisma stoltei, 2864 nucleotides. Lineage: Eukaryota; Ciliophora; Heterotrichea; Heterotrichida; Blepharismidae. The record is from the annotation of a GenBank genome assembly.